This is a messenger RNA of Esox lucius (northern pike), 3932 nucleotides long. It is a transcript of the gene gabpb2a, whose product is annotated as GA binding protein transcription factor subunit beta 2a. Gene Ontology annotation, molecular function: protein binding; transcription cis-regulatory region binding. The transcript is spliced from 8 exons. Bases 377 to 1705 code for a protein of 442 amino acids. The record is from RefSeq and is a predicted model, not a curated record. Gene Ontology annotation, cellular component: nucleus. Gene Ontology annotation, biological process: positive regulation of transcription by RNA polymerase II. Lineage: Eukaryota; Metazoa; Chordata; Actinopteri; Esociformes; Esocidae.
UCAAGCCAUAAUAAAUAAAUCGAACACUAAAUUUGAGAAAUUUGCGCGAAAGCUUUUGAUGAGGCGUGCGAGAAAGAAUGCUGUUAACCGGAUGUGGAAGUAGUUUUUUCUCUUCGUGUAAAAUAGGGAUUUCUCUACUGACUUCCCCCGGAAAACCAACAACUUAAUAUCAAAGAGUUUCCUGUCCUGUAUUUAAAUGUCUUUGUUGAUGUUUAUUUAAUAAUGGGUGUGAAUGAUUUAACGUAUAAUGGGACACAUGGCCGCCUCCUGUUCGUUUUCACCACCGAGGCUCAUAAGAUGGCUACUCAUCGUCUCCAUCAUCAACAGGCUUUCGUCCUGGAGAGCCUGAUGUUAGUGUGCUCAUUAUGUAGCAAUCAUGUCGCUGGUGGAUUUGGGGAAGCGGCUACUUGAGGCCGCACGGAAAGGCCAGGACGAUGAAGUCAGGACACUCAUGGCCAACGGGGCUCCAUUCACCACAGACUGGCUGGGCACGUCGCCAUUGCAUCUGGCUGCCCAACAUGGACACUACUCUACUGCUGAGGUUCUGCUCCGAGCAGGCGUCAGCAGGGACGCCCGAACCAAAGUCGACAGGACCCCUCUGCACAUGGCUGCUUCAGAAGGCCACACAGUCAUCGUAGAUCUAUUAGUCAGGAGCGGAGCAGACAUUAACGCCAAAGACAUGCUGAAGAUGACUGCUCUCCAUUGGGCCGCCCAGAACGGCCACCAAAGGGUUGCAGAAACGCUGGUCAAACAUGGAGCCGAUGUUCACGCUCUCAGUAAAUUCGAUAAGACGCCGUUUGACAUCGCGGCAGACAUCCAGAAUGCAGACCUUAUGCUCUUACUGCAGGAGGGGAUGCAAAACCAGGUGAACAUGAAUGCGGAGGCUGGCAUGACGGGGAGCCCAGCCCAACCCCAGUUCAUCAUCCAGGGCAUUCCAGGCCUCCAGGGGGGUGUGGUUAAUCUGGCCGACCUCCUCAACAACGCUACCAAGGCCAACUCGGGUAGGCUCCAGGGGGGUGUGGUCAACCUGGCUGACCUCCUCAACCACAUCAACUCUGGGGACUCUGAGGAAGCAAUAGCCGCAAAUUCUUUGGAUCCUGGCAGCAUCCAGCACAUGGUGAAUGAGCAAGGUCAAAGGGUCAUCACCAUAGUGACUGACCAACACGGCAACCUUCAGACGGGAGGGCUUGGUCAGCCAUUCUUUGUCACCAUGCAACACGGGCAGCAGAUGUUGGCGGUGCCAGCCAAUCAGGUGACGGAGGAGGUGGUUGACGAGGAUCCCCAGCCCCCACCUGCCCGAAAGAGGAAACUAGAGACCAAUCACACGGAGUCUGGAGACACGGAGCAGUUACAGAGGCAGCUGCAGGAGGCCAACCGGAAGGCCCAGGAGUAUCGGCAGCAGCUGCUGCGUAAGGAGCAGGAAGCUGAGCAGUACCGCAUGAAGCUGGAAGCCAUGUCGCACAACCACACCAACGGCACCUCCGAGCAGGAGGAGGUUGUAGGGGGGGAGGAGGAGGAGGAGGAAGAGGAGGAGGAGGAGGAGGAAGAGGUGCAAGAGGAGGUGACGCAGGUGGAUAUGUCGAGCAGCGAGGAGGUGGUGCUUCAGGAAGGCGCCAUCAUCAUCAAAACCGAGGAGCUGGACUCGGCCGAGGAGCAGGUGACCCUGGUGGAGUCGGUGCCGUCCCACACAGAGAUAAUCUCCUAACCUUGGAAGGAUGUUACGGACACACUGACUGAGGCGUUUUCAUACCCUUUUUUUAUUCCUUUGCCCCCAUCCCCCCCACUCCCUGCUAUGUUUUUGUAUCAUAUUUAGUUUGCUCUUAGUGCUGUUUGCCUUGUUUUUCUUUUCUUUGAUCAUGGGUUCUUGACAAGUAGCAAAGCAAAGAGCUGAAUAAGGCAGUUGAUUGGGAAGCAGGAUCUGCUUAGCCUGCAGCUCAGUUAAGGUGCCCACCAGAACAAUGCAUCGUGGGAGCCACUGUCCACUCAUUCUGGGGGUAUUUAUGGAGUUUGGUGCCUGCAUGGUGAAGACAUUCUAACAGUCUGAAAUCCCCAGCGUGCCCAUAGGACAGGUGCGUGGUGAGAACUGUUUCGUUCAACUCCUUCAGGUCUCCGUGUACCCGUUCCCCCGUCCAUCUAGCCAACCCCCCCCCCCCCCCCCCCCCCCCCCCCCCGAAGGAAAUUUCUAUGCCUCAAAAGAACAAUCUUGACUUACAGAGAAUGGAGUUGCCACCCGCUAUUCCCAGCAUGUUAUUGGUCUGAUCAUUGACAGAAUAAUAAUGACUUGUUUCAAAGCUGUAACUGGCAGUGUUUUUGACUUUCUUUACAGCGUCUUAUCUUUGUUCUCUCGGGUGGUCGUUAUGGGGCCUCUUCCGUAGGGUGCCGCGUCGACUGUAGGUCGACUGUUGCAAAAGCUCCAGCGCUCCUCCCCGGCGAUGACGAUGCUGACGUGUCCGCCAUCGCGAAGCCCCUUGGAUGCUUAUCACUUAGGCCCAUCGCACCGUGCUGCAGAGCGAGGAAUAAGGCUGUCAGAUUAGCUGUGUCCUGACUAUGACGGUUCCUAACGUACCUGCCACAGUUAUUGUGCAGUGAGCCAUAGACUGUAAUUCUUAGUUUGUGUCCUCCUAAACUGAAUGACAGAUUCUAGGUGAACAUUCAGCACUCAGGGGCAAAGGGUGUAAAAGGAAAGUCAUCUCUGCCUGCCAUUCACCAAGGGCCCCAUCUAAACUUGAGAUGCGAACGCUAUUUUACAUUGUGCCUGAAAUGAUUGGAUUGAUGUCAAUGGGGAGAUUUUCAUGAGAAUAAGAGUUAGGCUUGUAAAUCUCAAGUUGUGAUAUGUCCCUAAUGUAUUGGAUCAUCUUGUCCAUCUUUUAGAGUUCUUUGUUAGAGUUCAGCUUUUAAAUAGAGAAACAUUUUGUGAGUUUAAUCAUAUACUCCAAUUUUUAUGUUUAAAAUGUUUAUGUACAAUGAUCAUUGGUCUGUUUUUGAGUAAAUAUUGUGUAUAUAAUUUUCCUCAAUGGAAGGUUGUUGGACAGAAUACAAACCCCCUCCUGACCUGUUGGCUUUUCCACCCUGUGCCCCUUUGUCAUUACUGGAAGAAGGGGCUGGCUGUUCUGCUUAUUGGCUCUUCACUCACCUGUUGUAAACUUGUCCCUUUUUGAGAAGUCAAUACACUUUAAGUAUGAUAGUUAUUUUUUAUAUGCUCUCUGCAAGCCUUUUUUUUAAUGUAAAUAUAAAGUGGUAUUUUUUUAAGUGUAUCUGAAUGCACUGGGAUGCAGACUGCCUAUAUAUAUAUAUGAAAUAUAAGCACACGGUCCCUAUAGCUUAACAUUUUUCUGCCAGAUUUUAUAGGUGAACAGACUGUAUAUAACCCCAGGGUUGGGUAGGUUACUAUGUAAAUGUAAUCUGUUACAGUCACUAGUUACCUGUCAAAUUAUAAUCGGUAACAUCAGUUGGAUUACCCAAAUUCAGUUACAUAAUGUAAUUAAUCUCCAAUAAAAAGGCAGACAAUAUUUCCAAAUGAACAAUAUCUAGUCUAAGAUCAACCAAUGUUAAUUUACAUAGCCGAACAUAAGUGGACGUUGCAUUUUACUUCAUCGAUUAGACAUGUUUUCUAAACCCUUUGUAUUAAACAGAAAUGUGAUUACGGUUAUAUCAUAAACCAAAGUAUCUCAGAUCUACAGUGACUACAAUUGAUUGAAUACCCACUGAGCUUCAAGACUUGAAGUCUUUGAGACAUGGUGUUGAUUUGAAAAAAUGUUUUCGCUAGACAUCACCCCAAAACAAAGGACUUUUCAGGAUUCUGUUUGCUUUGUUGUCAUGGCCUGUUUGGGCCCUUUGAUUAAAAAAAAGUUGAAAUGGAAAUGGAAUACCAAUUGGCUGUUUGCAUGUGAAUGACUGUCAGCAUAAGCUUUAUUUAAUACAUGACUACAGUU